AAAAUAAUAUAACAUUAACUUAUGCAAAUUAAAAAAAGACAUUCAGUAAAUCCUGAAUUAUAAGUCAAAAAUCUAAAUGGCUAAUACAAAUCAGUUUGUAAAUCAUAGCACACGAUAGUUACAAAAGAUUUGUAGUCAUCACCUGUCAAAUUCAUUAGAAAGUAAGGCAGACAUACUUAAAGUUUUAUUAAUACUCAUUAAUCUCUGCAUAUUUGUAAUAAUCCUACUUAUUAACUUAUUUAAUAAUGUAUUACUGCUGCAGAAAUGAUUAAAGAGAAACAUAAAACCAAAACUACUCACAAAUUUUUUCAUAUUCGAUCUUGUUCUCAACCUUGUCCUAAGAUGCAGACCAUUAAUCAAUUACUUGACUCUUUGUUUGAUGAUGCUGAUAUUUCAUAAAUCAAGGAAUCAAAGAAUUUAGAGUAAAUUAAUAUGCUUAUAUUAAGAUUAGAAAUUUAAACUGUUAUGAAUUAAUUAAUUGAAGAGAAAAAAUCGAAAUAAAAAGCAAUAUUCUAGGGGGAAAGCCUAUUGAAGCAAUAAGAUCUUUCAAUAUCAUAUCUGGUAAUAUAUUCUAUUUACUUUUUUAGAAAUCUAGAAUCGAACAAUAUAAACUAUUAGUUUGAAU
Messenger RNA from Paramecium sonneborni, 625 nucleotides. The record is from the annotation of a GenBank genome assembly. Lineage: Eukaryota; Ciliophora; Oligohymenophorea; Peniculida; Parameciidae.